Molecule: messenger RNA, 1757 nt
Organism: Anastrepha obliqua
Lineage: Eukaryota; Metazoa; Arthropoda; Insecta; Diptera; Tephritidae
Gene: Map60
Exons: 3
Coding region: 212-1714 (500 amino acids)
Source: RefSeq, a predicted model, not a curated record
UUUAUCGCUCGCAGCCGCUUUGUUUUGCGAGGGACGCGUUGCCCCGCGUUCUGUGACUACACACACAAAAACGUCGAAAAGUAUAGAAAGCAAAUGAAGAAGUAACAAAAUCGGCGUACAAAAUCUCUAAUUUAUAAUUUAUCUUAAAAGUUAAAGUUAAAGUUCUUAUAAUAAACUUCGUAGCUUAUAUAAGCACACAGAUUUGUAAACAAUGCCUAUACAGUUGGAUAAAAUAUUGGCUGAUAUAGCUGAGGAAAAAGUGCUGCAUCCAAAUUAUCCGCCAGCAGGCAAAAAAGACGUAGAUGAUGCCUGGGCGCGCGUAGGCAAAAAUAAUAAAUUAUCGGUACACGAGGCACGGUCAAUAUUCAAAGUACUGCAAAAGAAGUAUGAACAGGAGAAGACCAAACGCACACCGUCAUGGAAACUAUUUGAUCUAAUGGAAAAAAUACAUCAACCAAUGAAAGAUGAAGAUACAAAGCAAGAAGAUGAUGGCAUGGUGUCUAUGGAAGAGGAUGAAGAAUAUGAGAUGCUUGAGGUACAAGAAGAGGAAGAGCCAGCAACUGCACAAGGAAAGUUACCUUCGACAUCAGAUGGCGAAAGCCCUUCAAAAGGUGUGAAAUCUGGAGGCUCUAACGAAACAACGCCAGAGAAAGAAUCGAAACCAUUGUUAAAAACGGCUGUUAAAUCCGCGGCUACUGCUACCACUUCCAACAAAGCUUCAUGCCCAGCGGCUGAGGAGAAAAAAUUAUUGAAUUCGUUAGCUCCUUCAUCGCGUCCAACAUUAAACGCUGGUGUUAAUUCCACGCCUACAUCGAAUACGUCAACAGCUGCAACGGCUGCUGCACUACACAAAAAAGGAAUAACCAUGAAGAAAACUUCAUCAGCUGCUACAACCGGGACUACAGCUAGCGGAACACCGCGCGCAACCCAAGCCACCAGCAGCAACGCACAAUCCAAAAACGCGACUAUACGAGUAGCAGGUCAGGUAUUGGGAGUCGGCGAAACUAUACAAUUGCCUGAAUCAAUUAAACGUAAAUUGGUCGAAACACAGCCUGGACCACAACCUACUAAAAAAGCAAACAAUGCUGCACAGUCAUCUGCGACAGCGUCGCCUGUUCAGUCAGCUGCAACAACAACAGCUGCCAGAAAUUCUCCAAGUGUUAGCAGCGGCAACACUAGUGCUACUUUACAAGAGAGUACACUCGCUUUAAAUAAUAAUGUACAAUCGGUCAAUAUUAAACAGGAACCAAACGACGGAAAUGGUCCGCCCGCUGGGAUAAAUUUAAUUACAAUAACUGGAAAUUCACGUGUUGAAUUGACAAAUGGUGGUGUAGGAGGUGGUCCUUCCUCAUCAACCGCCGCUACUGUAGCAUCCACAUCAACGAAUGGUUAUUCACCACGAUUAGAGGAGAUUGACUUUCGUAAUGACAUUAUUUUUGACGCGGGCAAUGGUCCCAUUAAUGGUACUGUUGCAGGCGCAGUUAAUCAUCCAAAUCAUGCAAAUGCAACUGGUGGUAUUAUUAAUUUAGGAAAUUUCGACAAUUCACUGCCACCAACAUUCUUCAAGAAUCUUUGUAACUCAUCACGUCAUGAAGCUUUGGGUCUUUACGUUGCUAACGUAAUGAAUCGUUUGCGACCGCGAUCGGCUGCAAAACUCGAAUUGGGUAUAUUGCGAGCAAUAAUCGAUGUCCAAAGCGAUGAAUUGGAGCAAUGAAAAGGGGAAACGGUGAUUAAACGGUGAUUAAAAAAAAAAAAAA